Messenger RNA from Striga hermonthica, 903 nucleotides. NCBI's taxonomy places the organism in Eukaryota, Viridiplantae, Streptophyta, Magnoliopsida, Lamiales, Orobanchaceae. The record is from the annotation of a GenBank genome assembly.
AUGGCCGGAGAACAAGAGCUGCUGUCGACGGAGAUCGUGAAGCGGGGCAUCGAGUCGUCGGGCCCGGACGCCGGGUCGAUGACGUUCUCGGUGAGGGUCCGGCGGAGGCUGCCGGACUUUGUCCAGUCGGUGAAACUCAAGUAUGUGAAGCUGGGUUAUCAUUACCUGAUGAACCACGGGAUAUUCUUGGCCACUAUCCCGGUGCUGGUGCUGGCCGGCCUGAGCAAGGAGGAGCUGUGGCGCAGGAUUUGGGACAGCGCCGCCGGAUACGACCUUGCCUCCGUCCUCGCCUUUUUGGGCCUCUCGGUUUUCACGCUCUUCCUUUACUUCGUGUCCAGGCCGCGCUCCAUCUAUCUUCUUGAUUUCGCCUGUUACAAACCAAGUAAUGAUUUGAAGGUGACCAAGGAUGAAUUCAUCGAGCUGGCCCGAAAAUCGGGCAAAUUCGACGACGCCAGCCUGGAAUUCCAGCGGCAGAUCCUCCAGUCCUCAGGCAUUGGCGACGAGACCUACAUUCCGAAAUCCAUCGGGUCGCCGGAGAAGACGGCCACGAUGAAGGAGGGACGGGCAGAGGCCUCGACCGUAAUCUUCGGAGCUCUGGACGAGCUGUUUGAGAAAACCGGGGUGCGGGCAAAAGACAUCAGCAUCCUUGUGGUGAACUGCAGUCUCUUCAACCCGACGCCUUCGCUGUCAGCAAUGGUUAUCAACCACUACAAAAUGAGGGGGAACAUUCUCAGCUUCAACCUCGGGGGAAUGGGCUGCAGCGCUGGGGUCAUUGCUGUGGAUCUUGCUCGGGACAUGCUGGAGGCCAGCCCUAGCAGCUACGCGGUGGUCGUGAGUACGGAGAUGGUGGGCUACAAUUGGUACCCGGGGAAGGAUAGGAAAUCAAUCCAAGAGAGUGUCUGA